AUGGAGCCUAUCCUAUCUGCAAAUGAAAUCGGCGAAGGACUGCCCAUAUUAAUCAUCCACGGAUGGGAGCUACAAGGAAAAGCCGAAGAGUCGGACUUCGAGCCGAUUUUCAACACAAUACCAGGCCUUCGUCGAAUUUACGUCGACCUUCCGGGCAUGGGAACCACGCCUGCAAAUAACGUCAAAGACUUGGAUGAUAUAUACGCCCGCCUAUCACAAUUCAUCGAUUCGCGACUUGGAAGGUCGAAUUUUCUACUCGUCGGCUCAUCGUGCGGUGCUUAUAUCGCACGCGCGAUAGCCCAAAAAUACAUCAACCAAGUCGAUGGACUGCUAUUGCGCGUACCACUCAUCGAGCCAAAGAACAGUAUGCGCGACCUCGAUGCUUUCAAGACAUUGGUUGAAAAUAAGGAACUCAUGUCGACGAUCUCCACUGAAGACAAAGCCCUUCUUGGAGACGUUCUCGUCCAAACGCCCACCUACAUCCAAGCUUUAAAGGCGAAACAAGAGAAUGUUUACAUUCCAGCGGGAAAUGCAGCGGAUAGCGAGGCGUUGGGUCCGAUCCGAGACGAUCCAUGUCGAUACCAAUUAUCUUCUGCGGUGCUCGAUGAAAAUGCUAAGUUCUUUGCACCUACCCUCAUUGUGUGUGGUCGGCAAGACCAGAGUGUGGGCUACCGGGAUAGCCUUCGGCUGCUGGAGCUUUAUCCAAGAUCAACUUAUAUUGUUCUUGAUCGUGGUACGCAUGGCCUUCCCAUCGAUGACUCGGAGAGGGGUGUUUUCGGGGCCCUUGUUCGUGACUGGGUAAAUCGGGUUGGUGAAUGGCGGGAUCGUCUUGAUGUGUAA
Molecule: messenger RNA, 840 nt
Organism: Penicillium waksmanii
Lineage: Eukaryota; Fungi; Ascomycota; Eurotiomycetes; Eurotiales; Aspergillaceae
Product: alpha/beta fold hydrolase
Exons: 1
Coding region: 1-840 (279 amino acids)
Source: RefSeq, a predicted model, not a curated record